Molecule: messenger RNA, 32212 nt
Organism: Podarcis lilfordi (Lilford's wall lizard)
Lineage: Eukaryota; Metazoa; Chordata; Lepidosauria; Squamata; Lacertidae
Source: the annotation of a GenBank genome assembly
GAGGGAUUCCUCCGCGCCCCGCGAGGGUCGCCAGGGAAGCGUCGGCAUUCGCUCCUUCCCCGCCCCUUUACUUCCGGGGCACUUGGCCCGGCCCUUACGCCUGGGCCGGGGUGGGCGAGGUAGGUAGGCCUGGCCGGUGGAGAAGGGCGCUUCCUCUUCUCUGUUUCUCGCUCUCUCCUCCUCCUCCUCCCGCCGCGGGGCCUGGGAGAAGCCUCGAGGUGGGCGCUCCGAGGAGGAAGGAGGGCGGAGGCGGAGGCAGGUCCUGUCGGAGAAGCGGCAGCUGCAGUGGCUGGGCGGGCGGGCGAGGAGGCUGAGAGACGCCGCGACCUGGAAGAGGCAAGUGUGGUGAGGCAAGUGUCUCGGGACACCGCCCCCUCCUUCCCGGGCCUGCCGCGGCCGAGACUCCCCAGGGCUGAGGUGGGAAGGUCGAGGGCGGGCGGGCGGGGGGUGUCCGUCCCCCCAGUGGAUUCUGUGGAGAGAAAGGGAGCUGCACCUUCCCCUCCACCUUUUCUGGAUCUAAAGCCGAAUUCCCCCUCUGCCCCCCCCCCCGUCCCGUGAAGCCGCCCUGUCCCGAGAAGCGACAUCCCGCUUUCUCUGCCACGCUUAAAACUACCCGCAGUUAUUAUACUGUCACCCACUUCGGUUUCGUAUUUGGGAGUGGGUUGGGGUGCUGCCCCCACCCUGGUCAUCCUUUCCUUGGUCCGUGCUUACCUACCGCGAACGGUUUUUUAAAGUGUAGAGAGCCACGAUAUCGGUCAUUCGGUGGGUUCAGGGUGUUCUUUAUAGGGUCUUAGUUCUUUGCUGUGGCAUGAGAUAAAAGGCUGAUUAGAGUAAAUUAGCCUGGGGUUUAACCCCCCCCCCCAAAAAAAAACUUACCUAGAUGUCCAAAUUGUGAGAGUGAUAGUUUGGCAAUAGUGCGGCAAAUUGUAAGGAAAACUGUAUUCUUAAUAACAUAUUAAAUCAGAAUUGUUGCCGUUCUGUAGCACUGUGCUCAAAAUUGUUGCAGUGGAUUUAAUCUCUUUUUUGGGUGCCUCCUCCACAAGAGGUCCAUAGGGUGACAACAGGGCCUUUUCUGCGCUGGCUCCCCAUUUGUGGAAUGCUCUCCCAAGGGAGGUUUGGCUGGCACUUUCAUUAUACAUCUUUAGGUGCCAAGCAAAAGCAUUCCUCUUCAACAAGGCCUUUGGCUGACUAACAUACCAUAGUGUUUUAAAUGUGGGGAGGUGUUAUUGGUUUGGUUUGUUGUUUUUAUUACAUAUUUUGUGCUUUUAUCUUGUAUUUUUAUGCAAUGAACUGCCUUGAGAUCAUUGGAUGAAGGGCAGUAGUAUACAAAUGUUAAUAAAAUAAAUUCACAUGUAAACAUGUAAGAAUCUUUAACCACCAUGACUUGGAGCACAAAAAGAGGGAUUAAUAUCUGCUAGGUUAAGGCUGUAAAAAAUAACAGCUGAUCGAUCACCUGGUUUCUUAAAAAAAUUAGCUGGUUUCUAAUACUAGCACCUAAGUGAUCUGAAAUAUAUAGGCUGAUACAAAAGCAAGGAACCAGCUUGGACUGUUAUGGAGGACAUCAGAUGUUUGAUUUCCUGCAUUUGUGGCGCAACUUUCAUAGGAGAAACCUGUUUAACUACAAUAUGGUGAGAUAUGUAAUUUUGUAUUUGUAUAUCGAACUCUCUAUUUUUCCAUCUGCCAGAAUACCGCUUUGGAUACCAGAAACCUGAAGCAGAGUUACAAUAGUGGCCAACAAGAUGUGUCUGAGAAGCCUGCAAACAUACAUGAAGGCUAUAGCCAUCUCCUAUUGAUGCUUCAGAUAAACUGGUACUUGGGAGAAGUUUUAAAGACAGACAGAAACAUAUGUUGAGAAGACAACAAGUGGGAACUGCUUUCAUUACCGCUUUUCCUAUCCCUUGCCUAGGUAGCAACUAUGGGUGUGGGUUGUUGCCUUGCUUGUGGAGUACCCAGACACAUCUGACUUCCCACUGUGGAAAUAGGAUACUGGACUAGACAGACCUUUGGUCAGAUCCAGUGGGUUGCUCUUAUCUUUGUAUUUGUACAUGAGAGAAUAACUUUUUUAUAAAUGUCUGAAGUUUUGCUUUCCAUUUCAUUGGGUUCGUUGAGCGUUGUUAUUUUUCAUGGGGUGAAGAGAGGAGUGGUUGACACUGCCUGGAAUUGUUGGGUAUCACUCAGCAAAGUGCUAAACUUUUUAGCUUGUCUGUAGGGCUGUGUGCUAUUGGCAAGUUAAUUUUCUUCAGAUCUUAGACUUGCUCAGCAAAGUCUUAUGUGAAUUCAGUUAGUUAUAAAUAAUAAUAUAGUACAUCUCCUUCUUACACUAAGUGUAUAAUUUCAAAUUCAUUUUUGUUUAGUUGCCUUAGGGUGGUUGUGCACAUCUGCUCUUCCCUAGGUUUUUAUUUAUAUGCCCAAAAAUUAUAAAAUGGAACUCACUGUCAGUUGUUCUUGGGUACUACAAUUUUGAAAGUUUCUAUUUUAACAGUUUGGGUUAUAGAAUAAAUUGCUAUUUUUCUUUCACCUCUGCAUACAUUGUCCUUUUUCCAUAAGCUUAAGUGACUAGUGUCACUCUUCUUUUGCAUUCUCUUUGCUUCAGAGUAGAUGGAGCUGUGUUUGGUUGAAGACCACGUUAAUCAUACUUCGAAUAGACCCACUGAAAUUGAUUGACUUGUAAUCUGUUUAUUUCAGUGGAUGUACUCUUGGAGUGUGACAAACAUUGAAGAUUGCCCAGUAGAUUUAAAUCAAAUUUCCAAUUUCAUCAUAUAAUAUAUAUUGCCUAAACAAAAGUGUUCAUGUUGAAACAUACUGGCUUGCAAAGAAACUAGAGUUUUUCUAAUACAUAGGAGUAUAAUCUAAAACCUCUAGUCAUGGUUCCCACAAAUCUUUGCACCACACAAUUAUAUUUGCUGAAAGACAAGAGGAAGGCGUAACUCUGAAAUUUCAUGAAUUUGCUCUUUCUGCAAGCAUGCAAGGACUCUUAAGCAAAACCAAUUGCUUGAAAACAAGGUUUUGUCUGAAGGUAGUUAAAUGUGUUUGAUUGUGAGUUUGGCAUUUGGAAUAUGAUUUUCAAAGCAUCCAUAGCAGUGAAAAAACUAAUCAAUUUGUGACUUUGAUUUUUUUUGUCACCUCUAAUAGAAUUGGCAUCAGUUUGUUUGGCAUAAGCAUAUGCUGUUGUGUUCUUUUUUGAAGUUUCUUUAUAGUUGAUUUGUCAGCUUGCUGUUGGCAUCCAUCUCAAGAGUGAUUCCAGCUCCAGGGUGAAGUCAAACCACUGUGUUAGCAGCACUGAAAAAACCGCCCCGGGGUGCAUGUCUGGGCAGGGUGUAUGGAGGUCCUGGCUCACCCAGAAGACAAUACCUCCUUCUCAGCCUUGCUGAUGUGGUCUAAAGGAAAGCAGGGCAAUAUGUUUGGCACGGGCACCAGCUUGGCUGCAGAGUUGCCAGGAGGAGAUGUACAAGGUGUCAUCAGCUGUCUUAGGGUCUCCACUGUGAACUUAUUGUCAUCAUUAAAUUAUCAAUUUAGAUACUUAAAUUGAGUGCAGAUAUUUUAAAAUGAAUAAAUAUUAAAUUUCAGUCAUAGAAGUAUGGUCACAAGGCAAUUUUCACUUUCUACCAGAUUGUUUUUCAAAGCUAAAUGCAUUCUCCAGAUGUAGUAGUCUGUUUAGACUGACAUCCUGGUUUCCACUGCCCUAGGGCAGGGCUGUGGAAAAAAUCAUUCAAAACCAUCUAAUACAAAUCUUAAUAAUCUUGUGGCAAAAUUGAACUGUGCUUGUUGUGGCAGCAAGUUUUAUAAGAAAGAACUUUAAACUCUUGGAUAAAUAUCUUGUUUCAGGCACUGUUCUUUCUAUAAAAAUGAUGGAGGGAGGAACUACAUUAUGUAAACUUUCUUUGAAGACCUUAGGUAUGCAGGCAAAUUUAUGUGAGAUAUAUAGCUUGUUGCCUGGCUUCCUAUGGCAAGUAUCACCUCCAGGCCACUAUAUAAUGAACCUUUCCUAAACUGGAAGAGCUGAUUAUUAUUUUUCUUUCAAACCUCAGAUCUUCUACAAAUGACUAACAAGAGUGUGUGUCAACACAAGGGCUGGUAACUUACAGACUUCUUUUUCAAAGCUGAUAUGUGCUCAAACAUGCAUAAUGCAAAGUAGUUAAAGGAGUAGUUAAAGUGUUGUAUGUUGAAGAGAACAUCUCAAGUUGUACAAUAUUAUGUUCUGCUUUCUUGCACCUACUGCAUGAAUACCAUAGUACACAAUGUAAACAUUUUAAGUAUUGUGAGAUAGGACUACAGUGGUACCUUGGUUCUCGAACUUAAUCCGUUCCAGGAGUCUGUUUGACUCCCAAAACCAUUCAAAAACCAAGGUGCAGCUUCCAGUUGACUGCAGGAGCUUUCUGCACUCAAGCGGAAGCCAUGUCAGACGUUUGGCUUCCAAAAAACAUUCGCAAACUGGAACACUUACUUCCGGGUUUGCGGCGUUCGGGAGCUGAUUUGUUCAGGAGACAAGCCGUUUGAGUACUAAGGUACCACUGUAUCUUCAGUAAAUAUUAGAAACAGAAAGGAAUUACGCAUAACAUGAGGAAAAACCUCAAUAGUACAAUUAAAAAUGCAAAAAACAAUUCUGCGUAACUGUUAUUUGUAGAACAUAAUCACAGACCCCUUUCUCCUUUUUAUAACAGUUUCAGCAGGAAUGGCACCAACAUCCAUCUGACUCAGGGAUCAUUUAGAAUUAAUAAUAAUUUACAAUAAUUUAUUAUUUAUACCCCUCAUAUCUGGCUGGGUUUCCCCAGCCCCUGUUUCCCUCAAAUGUAGUUUUGUGUUAGCUGCUGCAGCAGCUUUACAGCUUAGCAUUCUGGUACUUAUUGCAUUAACAAAAACCUUAACACAAUAUGCAAGGGAUUUGUUAUACAGACUCCAAGAAAAUUAAUACUGCUAAAAAAAUUAAAGUAUGUUGUUCAUGCUACCAUCACUUGGCUCAUAGUAACUCCAGGAGGCCUUGAGCAGAUUUGCAACAUACUGUUGCCAAUUUCCUUUCUUCCUUGUUCCUGUGUGGUUACCAACUAAACUACUGUACCAUGCACUCCAUUAACCUGCUCACCUAAAAAUCUCUCAUAGUGAGGAGAGACGGAUGAGAAGUUGAUCAUCAAGCCCAAAGCCUCUGGGUUUCUCGCAUCUAGCAUAUAUACUUUUGUGGAGGGCUUCAAGCCAAACAGUAGUGUUUUCCUUUAAUCAUGACUUUUAUUCUGGAAGCACCAGUGCCUAAUUCUAUCCAUAUGCAUUUGCUGCUGCCAGAUCUUUGGAUUCUAGCAUUGUAGUCCAUUUUGGAGUACUUUAAUGCAUUCUUGGAAAAAGCUAGCCUUCCUUGGUUUGUGUGUAACACUGGUGUUUAUUGUGCUAGGUUAUGCAAUGUUCCCUCUGCAGUAUGCUAAAUUAACUGAAGCAGAAGCAGCAAUACCCAUGGAUGCAGAAGAAUUUUAGCUGUUGUCAAGGUGGCGGCCACAGUUUUCCAGUAUAAAAAAAUGUUUUAAAAAUCCCUGAGUAUCUACAGCCAAGCUAGUUUUGAUUUCUCCCCUAAUUUCAUAGGGGGAGCAGGGUGGAAACCCUGCUGUGCAAGAGAAAGCCCUUAAACAGGGGUUUGUACUGGUGGCGUUUGUUAGGUGAAUUCUACCCACAGAAUUUUUAGACUAUGUCAAUGUGUAAGCCUUUGACUGUUUCAUAAAUUGCAGUGUAAAGGAUAAAAUAGGGCAAUUGAUGAAGCCCAUGUAAAGUUUUGAAUAGUAACGGUUUGGGGGUUUUACUUGAGGUAACCUGAAAAAGGUGAAACUUUCCAUGUGAUGACAGUGUCCUACACUGCCAUGAUUCUCAGUGUGGAGCACUUUGGUCCUCUUAACUAGUUGGCAGGUGUAGGAUGAGGUGAAAGCUUUAUGCAGCCUAACAGCAAAGCACCCCUUCCUGGUCAUGGGGUGAUCCAUAGCCACCAGAUAAUAGGAACAGUAGUGGACUUCUUCUACUCACCCCCAAGAGAGAAAUGCUGCUUUUGCCUUGUGGCAGAAGGCCAUGUACCUUUUGCCUUCCCAGAUCUUCCUGUAUUAGACACAUAGUUAUUAAUAAUGACAGAAACAGAUUUGUGUGUCUUGUCGGUGUAAGAGUAAAGGUAUAGGUAAAUGGACCCCUGACCAUUAGGUCCAGUCAUGGCCAACUCUGGGGUUGCGGAGCUCAUCUCGCUUUAUUGGCCGAGGGAGCCGGUGUACAGCUUUCGGGUCAUGUGGCCAGCAUGACUAAGCCGCUUCUGGCGAACCAGAGCAGUGCAAGGAAACACCAUUUACCUUCUCACCGGAGUGGUACCUAUUUAUCUAUUUGCACUUUGAUGUGCUUUCGAACUGCUAGGUUGGCAGGAGCAGGGACCGAGCAACUCACCCCGUCGCAGGGAUUCGAACCGCUGACCUUCUGAUCGGCAAGUCUUAGGCUCUGUGGUUUAACCCACAGCACCACCUGCAUCCCUACAAUGUAAGAGUAAGGCUAUAUAAAUUCACCCUGGCUGUUGAAUACUCCAUUAUCAGAAUGUGAGGCCUAGUUCCAGGAUGCUCUUGAGGGCUGUUCACCUGAGAGCCCAAAGUCUGUGUAAUGCAAUCCUAACCAUGCCUACUCAGAAGUAAUUCCUGUUGGAUUCAGUGGGGUUUACAGGUAUGUGGGGUUAGGAUUGUAGUCUUAACCUCAUAUUUUGUUCAUAUUUUGUUCUAGUCAUGACUGUCUAAGAUGAGACAUAAUCAGGGGUGCUGUGGAGUUGGGAUUCUAUAAACAGUUUCCCCAGGGGCAGCUGGGAAAAGAAAGGGACCUGUGAGUCAAUUCCUGGAUCUGUGAUUCUGAGUGAAGCGACUGAAGCAAUAGCAAGGUUAGAGUAGGUGCUGUAGAAAUGAAUCCGGCAUAAAGGGGGACAGGCAGCAUGCAGAGCAACAAAAGCCUGUUCAAAUGUCAUUUCGGGGGUUCUAAACUUCUACGUGUUGCAUUGCCAAGGUGGAAGAAAUAAAAAUGUUUCCUAUUUCUUAGGGAUAUGGUUUAUAUAACAAGUCAUUUGACAACCUUUGUGUUUUUCAGACUGAUUAGAACUUGCCAUUUUCAUUUCUGUUGUGGUUUGACUCUGUGGAACAUCUGGAGCAUGGUGAUGAGGUUGAGAUGAGGGGCAGAAUAUAACCUUUGAAAAUAAUUUAUGUAAUCGUUAGGGACUCACAGAACCAAGAUUGCUUAUUGUUGCUUUGAUUUGGAUGGGUGUGAGGGGUGGGAAGGAGAGGAGAAGUCAAACACAUAUCUUCAAUUCUCAUUCCUGCAUAAUGAAUCCUGUAACCUUCCUCAUUUUAUAGAUCUUUCUUUUCAAACACUUUUAAAUAUCUUACCUUUCCAUUCAGCAAAGUCAAAUGCCAUUCAGGCUAUUAGUUACAUAGAUGUUUCAGAAACAGAAGAAACUACAAGAAAGCAAUUGUCAGUCUGAAAGUAUCCUCUGUUGAAAACUGGAUAGAAGCCAGUGACCAUGACAAAGGUUGUGUUCUUGCAUAUCUCUCUGUGUAAGGACAUUUCCUCAAAAAAAGAAAUUACUGCUCUGGUGACUGAGACUUUAUCUUAAAUUAUUUUUAGUGAGUCUUAUUGUGAAGCAAGUACACACAGGAUAGCUGCCUUGGCAUGUUGUACAGAUAUCUUUACAAAGGAAUUCCAAGUGUUUGCCCCAAAUGUCAACAUUUUCUAAAUGUUGUGUUGUGGAUUGCAAAACGGUUUGUUGAUGCCUUCCAGUCUCCAUAGAAAAAGGGACCUUACCUUACUUCUGACAAAAAUGUUGUGAAUUUGUAUUGCACCUGAGUUACUGACAACAGGUUUUACUUACUUACAGAAAUGUAAAUGCAUGCCACAAUAUCCACCCAUUUGCCUAAAGCAGUUACAUCCUAGGCUUGGCAGCUGCCAUCCACCCACAAAGGUUGAAGUCACAGUGAAUAGAGUAAGCCUUUGGAAUAACUUUUUAAAUUAUGUCUCUUCAUCUGAAGGAGUGUCAUAUGUGCAUCUGUUUAUCACCCAGAGCUAUUUCCCAAAACAUUUUGUUUCCUGUACUUUAAUUUUGGUAGCCAGCAGAAGGAAGGAGGAGCAGAUUUAAGUUGUAUUAAAAGGAUGUAAGGAUUUGGGUAAAUAUAUAAAUCAUUGUUCACAUUUCUUUGAAGAGUAGCAAAACAAAUUGAGUAACUUUUGUAGUAAUUUUUUUGUCCUCUAAAUGGAUUAAACAUCCCUGUCAAGAUGUUAAAUGACUUGAUUUGGGGUGAAUUUUAAAGACUCUUAUGUGAACAGUUUCUUUCCACAAGGUGAAAGGAGUGUCUGUCCCGUAAAUUAUGCUAGUACUCUUUAUCCCGAAGCAAGAUCCUAUGCAUGAUGUCAGUCUUUCCCACGCUACCAAUGUGAUUGCAUUGCUGUUUGGAUGACAAGUCCUUUUUCUUGGCUGUGAUUUCUGUCACACAUAUCCAACUUUGGGAUUGGUAGGGCUGUGAUUUUUAUGGUAUUUUUCUUGGCUUUGUGUAGUCAUUUGGGACAUGGAUAGGACUGUUAUUCGUAAGUGAGCACUGUGUAGAAACAGUUCUGAUAUUAGAACAUAUUUCAUGUUGCUGUUCCAUUAAUGAGUGAAAAACUGAAUGUGUAAGACAGUAGGCAAGAGAAGACGUUCAUUUUACAAUACUCUGUGCAAAAGGUGAAGGUAAAGGGACCCCUGACUGUUAGGUCCAGUCGCGGAUGACUCUGGGGUUGCGGCAUUCAUCUCGCUUUAUUGGCCAAGGGAGCUGGCGUACAGCUUCUGGGUCAUGUGGCCAGCAUGACUAAGCCACUUCUGGUGAACCAGAGCAGCGCACAGAAAUGCUGUUUACCUUCCCGCCGUAGUGGUACCUGUUUAUCUACUUGCACUUUGACGUGCUUUUGAACUGCUAGGUUGGCAGGAGGAGGGACUGAGCAACGGGAGCUCACCCCGUCACGGGGAUUCAAACCGCCGACCUUCUGAUCGGCAAGUCCUAGGCUCUGUGGUUUAACCCACAGCGCCAUCCGCGUCCCAGCAAAAGGUAGGACUCUGUUAAAACAAAGAAAGAAAGGGCUAUGUUUGCAAAUAUGGUGCAUGGAAAAAGGAUCUGUUUGGUUGGUUCACCCCACAACAUAUGAAUAUUAUCUUCUAAGCGGUAGCAGGGUUGGUAUGUUGAAGAAAACAACAACAAAGACUCUUAUGAUUCCUUAAUGGGAGCAGAUUUGUUGUAAUGCAUCUGGUGAAGUAGACUGGCUUGUGUUACUAUAUUCAUUGGCCUUUAAUAAAUUAUUUGAAAUAUUUUUGUUGAAUAGACAGAGAAUUGUGAUACUGUAGGUUGAUAAUAACAUUAAAACAGUGCCUGGCUGAAAAAUCCUUGCCUAUUUGAAAAGGUUUAAAUGGCACAUACUUUACUUCGAUCAUUUUUUUCACAUGUGGAGAAAGUGACUCUGCAGCCACUGAAGAUGCCAUGCCUCUCAGGUUUUUACUGAACAGUUUUUGCUGUGCAGAUUUCACGUAUGGAUGGCAUCACCAGACUGACCAUAGAAGUACUAUGGAAUAUUGUAAAAGAGGCCACAAAAGUGGGCAGUCUUGUGUAGCAAUCUCAGAUUGCAGUAUACUUGGAUGCCUCUAUGUUGGUUGCUACCACUUCCCUGAAUGUAGUUGUUCAGGUAGCAGACAUAAUAAGCAAACACCACACCCCUGUGUACAGAGACAAUGACUAGGUCUCAGUUGGGAUUCAGAAAUAUACUUUAACAAACUAUGAGUAAUCCUGACAUAAAUAUAUUACAUACUCUGCAGCUAAUUGUCCAGGGAGCCUUUGAACUUGUGCUUUUAAAAUUGCCUUAUACAGUGGUACCUCGGGUUACAUAUGCUUCAGGUUACAGACUCCGCUAACCCAGAAAUAGUGCUUCAGGUUAAGAACUUUGCUUCAGGAUGAGAACAGAAAUUGUGCUCCGGCAGCAGUGGGAGGCCCCAUUAGCUAAAGUGGUGCUUCAGGUUAAGAACAGUUUCAGGUUAAGUACGGACCUCCGGAACGAAUUAAGUACUUAACCCGAAGUACCACUGUACAUGCCUUAUACAAGCUGCUUAUGAAUGUAAAGAUUAUCUCAAAUGCUUCCACUUUUUAUAAGUAGGUGUUCUGAAAACCUGGGAUUCACGCAUUGGUUUACUAGCUUCUUAACAGAGCUAAUUUAUACCAAUUAAAUUCCCACUAAUCCAACUCAUCCAGAAGUGCCAUAGCUGAAGCUUCUGAGCAGUAUUUGAGUCGAGGGUUCAUUUUUGUCCACUGGGUUAAAGAAGCAUUCGGCUCCACCCCUCCCUCUUUCCUUUAUCUGCACACAAUUUCAAGACUGGAAGAUGGAGUUUCCGCUGGCAGAAUGACUUUCUGUUUAUAGAUUUAUGUUGUAGCCCCCCCAGCGGCCGAAGUAUUUGCUGCGGCCCCCUAAAAAAGCUCAACCACCUUGACCCCCACCCCCCACAAAUGGGUAGAUCACUUCCACUUUAAUAUUCUGUGAAUAGAUCACAGUCUCUUGGGAUUUGGACAUCCCUCAUACAGUAUAGAUGAAGUGGAUUAGGCUCAUCUCCCAUUGUUUUUGUAUAUGAUGUUCUUUGGUGAUCCCUGCAGCCCCUACAUCUCACACGCUGUUCUAAAACAUCUAAAACAUCCUCCAAAAAAUCCUCCUACAAAACAGAUUUUAUUUGUGUGGUAUAGAAGGGGAUUGUAGAUGUGAAGGAGAACUGAGAUGGCCAGGAUUCCUGUUCCUGUUCUGAUCCAAUAGAAGGUUCUGUUGGAUCAAAGAGCCUUUCAUCAGCAGGAAGGCACCAGUUGGAUGCAAUCUGUCAGCACUAACUUGCAGAAAUGAAGUCAGCAAAUUGCUACUACUUUGCUUUAAAGUAAAGGAAUAGCUUAUACAAAUGUUCUGUUUCGUUUUUAAUUUCCACAAUGUGGCUGUUCAUUUAAACAUUAAAAAAAAAAUGCCUAAAGUACUUUGAUAUUGUGUAAACAUUUUAAAAUUGUUAUCUAUUUUAAUUGUAACAGAUCCCAAUCAUUAAUAAGUAGUCAUUUGUUUAUAUUUUCUUUAUAGAUUCAAUAAAUAAAUUAAUUGAUAGGAGAAGAUGGUUAGAUCACGAUCAAGAUCACCAAGAUGGAAACGAAGGUAAAUGUCCAUAUUUUUCUACAGAUCAUAAAGGUUUCUCUUAACUUACUAGAAGAGAGCCUUAAAUGAUGUUGUCAGAAGGGACUUUUUCAGGGUUUGAAUGAGGCUGAGUCCUAAUAAUGUAGAACAGUAAAUAUGUUCAGGACUCCACAUGUGAAAGAGAUUCUGAUAAUAGAAAUGCAAGUUUAGUGUUUUCUCCUUUCUUCACAUUAGUGUUCUAAUGCCUAUUUGAAUGGAGUUGGAAUGACUGCAUAUAAGGAGAGGCUUACUAAGUGUGAUUCAUUAGAUCAGAGCAAGCUUUGUGUGCACAACUCCUGAGAGAUUCCUGUUUGUAUAAUGGAGAAGAUCUGCUUACAGGAACCUGUUCUUUGUGUUUAUUGUCCUUUUAAGUAUCAGGACAUGCAUUUUAAUUGACUUUAAAAAGGGAGAGACUGCAAGUCGCAACUGCAAAGCCUCCAUGUGCUAGUUAAAAUGCGCUACUCAGGGUAAUUUCAGCCAGAGACUUUUGGACAUGGUUUGUGAUAAAGCCUAAGAUUCACAAAAAGAAGCUGUAUUACAGUAGUUAAAAUGGAAUUGUGUUUUUGUGUGUUUAUAUGUAGGUCUUUAUCGCCUGCCUUCAGGAGUCAGGAACACAACAGACAAAGGCACAAUCAUAGCAAUUAUGACUGUGAAUACAAAGGUUUCCGGAAAGAUGCAAAGAAGCCUAUGCCAUGGAGAGUGGAAGAUGGGAAAUAUGGACAAGCCAGUACUAGAUAUGCACCACAUGACACUAACCACCACCGACUUUAUGAAUGUAGGUCAUAUUCACCAACUCUGAAAAGAAUCCCUUCGGAAGAUAUGUAUAGUCACAAACCAUGUAGGACACAUUCACCAGAAAGGAAUGCUGAUAUCGGAAGAUGCCACUUUCCUUCCAGGUAUCCAGAAAUGUCUCGCAAAGAACACAACCAUUCUUUUUAUCCGUCCAAAACACGUGACAGAGAGAUGCAUGAAGACCCCCGAGCUGCUGCUGGAAAUACAAAAGGGAUGAAGACUUUCCAUGAGCCAUUAGGAACUAACUUUGAAAGGAAGUGGAAUGAAAAUGACUUGAGGCACCACCAGUUACAAGAAGACAAGUAUACUCAGUCACCUCGAAGAUGUUCUAGUGAAUUUAUGCCAAGGAGCUCUUUGCAGAAGAGGUAGAGAAAUUGCCCAGUUUUAAUGGUUUUUUAAAUGGUGUAAAGCCUCAAGUGAAAGUCGAUUGUCCUUAUAGUUGAAGAUUCUACCCUGAAAACCAUUUUUUUUGCUAACAGAAUAAAACAUAGUUUAAUUGUGGGCUGCUGGUGGUAGAGCAGUAUUGUAUCUUUUAAGUUAAUCCUGUUGGUGGCUAGCAUAUAAAAGGAUCAUAAUUUCCCCUCUCUUUAGUGGCUUGAGGGAUCAUGGGGUGACACAUUCUACAUAAAGCCUGUGUUUUCCAGCAUUCUGCAUACGUAAGUUCUCAUUUUCUUCCUUACUGCAAGUAUAAACUACUUUAUGUCAACACAGGUAUCCUGAAGAUCGUGAUAACAGAGAAUAUGGGCACACGUCUAAAAGGGCUAAAGAAUUGGAGAGGUAUGAUGAUAGAGAAGUAGCAAGUAAUUCCAAGUGGAAGCAAGAUCAUUCUUCACUCAACCAAGAAAAGGGAGAGCAAAGAAACCCUGGUCUUCAAACCCAUCGGCCUGUUGUAAAGGAGUACAGUGAUAGCUGUCAAACAAAGAUUACGUACGACUAUAGUCAGAAACGUCAUAGACAUCCAGAUGGAGGGAAAUAUAUAUCUGAUGAAAGAGCAGAGAAAUAUACGAAGGUGGAAGAGAAGAAAUAUAGUUCUCCUAAAGAGGCUUGGAAUAGCAAAUAUUCAAAUUACUAUAACAGUGAAAGAGUCAGGCACACAGAAGACCCUCAUGCAGAAGCAUCAGUUAAAUAUAUUUCGGGAAAAGGCUGCAAUUCAUGUGUUAAAUCUCACAAAAGUGAUGCUGAUCUUUUACCCUUUGAUCAAAAAGAGAAGGAAAGACUCAGGAAAGAAAUGGAUUUUAGGGGAAGGAGAGACCAGCAUGACACUCAUCACAAAAUUUCAGAUGUAAAAGUGUCUGAUGUCCACCACACAAGAAAGGAAAAACUCACAGUCAAAGUGGAUAUGAAGAAAACCAUAAAUAAAUACAGGUAUUGCCUUUUGGAUUUUUAAAAACAACACCCAUGUUUAUGAAUGUAUUAAAGAUGUCGCUUGAUCAUUAUAGUACGGUAGUAUUGAGCUCAAUUAACAGAACAUAAGUGGCUGUGUACCGUGUGUGCUUUUGUGUGGCUGUGUAUGUUGUGUGUGUAUGUUGUAUACAUGUAUGUAUAGAUAUCUCAUGGUGCAUUUUGUUAAUAAGCAUGCACUUAUUGUUCAGUUUAAAAUGUAUGUGGUAAGUUGGAAUUCAAACAAUUUUACGUGGCAUUCUGCAAGCCCUCCAAAACAUUGUUUGUGGACCCCCCCCCCCCCGAGAAACUGCUCCAGAAGAUUAGCAAAACUGGGUUCUGCCCCGGUACACUCUGCUGUCUGAGGCUAAGAUAAAGGGCAGCUUCUCCCACAAUUUCUGCCUUCAUUCAUCCCUCUCUUGCAUGGUGCAUCUCAAGUAGGUAGCAGAAUGGGAUAGGGAAAUUGACACAGUUCUUAUGUACCCAAUUGCUCUAGGUAUCUGCAUAGGCAUUUUUGGAUCCUGACCUAUAAGCAGUGUGGUAAGAAUUUUCUUCUACACCACCUUGUUCUCCCCCAUGCGAGGGACCACCUUUAAAUAAAACAUGGAACCAAGGAAGAAAAUCAAGUCUGGCACCCAGUUAGGGACCCAGAGUUUAUUAGAUACUAUUGCAGUAGGACAGAGCCCAACUUAAUGUGGUUGUUCUAGCCAAACCACCACUUAAGAAGAUUCACUCCCCAGUCCUAACUAGAACAACAUCUUUAAUGACCAUUUGUGCCACCUUCAGGGUUAGAUAGGGUUUAUUGCUUAUGGCCUAGAGAGCGCAGGGGUUAUAAAAUGUAGGCACACAGGAGCCAUGCAUAAAAGCUUUUCAGUGCUGCAUUCUAUCUAAAUGCCAUUAAUAUUUGAAACAUAAUUAAAUCAAAAUAUACACCCUGGGUCUCUGAUUCUUAUAUCAGCAGUAGUCAAGAGCAAAACCUAGGGCAAAACGUUCAACAUCUUCUCUAGUGUGAGAAUCUGUGUUGUAACUUCUUAUGAUGCAUUAUGCUCUAGAUUUGUCAAAUGGGAGAAAGAAGGGCUUUUCUGCAGGAGGACCCUAAAAGCUCCACGCAGGGACACCAGAACACCAGCGUAUGAGAAUGCAGUGUAGCCAUUUGAAAUACCACGGAAUUCCAUUCAUCCAAGGCAAGGGUGUAAGGGAAGCACCUUCUUCCUUGGAUAGGCUACUCACCAGAGCAGGAAGCGUAGAGGAUUACAAACUGAAGAUGGGAGAGAAUCUUGUAUGUACCAUGUUCAAAAGAGGAGAUAAGGCUUCUUCCUAAGAUACUGAUUUCUGAUAGGACUGAGCCAAAUGUUUGGGGUCACCAUUUUUAGCACAAAACAGCUUUCAGAGAAUCCAGAAUGAUUAUUUAAAAUUUGGCCCAGUGACAUCACUAUUAACAGCAGAAUAAGAAAGCAAACAAAAAUGGCAUUUAAGCAAAAGCUGUCUCCAGCAUUUCUGUCCAGACUUAAUUUCUGAGUUGUCUUCAGGAUGUUAUAGGUUGAACUGACUCUUUGUGUUUGCUUUAAAACUUGUGUGUAUAUUGGUUGUGAAAAAGGGUAAGUACUUGAAGUGUUCCUAAUAUAAAAGUAAAAUGUAUUACAUUAUUAAAAUCACAAACCUUUCCUUCAUUUGUGGAAUGCUUAGUUUUACUUUCCUUUUAAAUAACCUUUUUAAAUGUAUUGUUACUGUUAUGUUAAAUAUUUGAGGGAAUAUUUUCUAAACAUGUCUAAAUUUAUUCCAGGAGUUCGUCUAGUCAUAUCAUGGAGAGGCAGACAUCAUGUGAUCUAGUAGCUGUGGGUAGAAAAACUGAAAAAUUCCAUCCAGUGUUUGAGCAUAUAAAAUCUGUGACGCAGAAGGUAGAACAAAACCCAUCAAAAGAAUUUGCUCAGGAAAUCAUCACAAUUAUCCAUCAAGUUAAAGGUGGUUACAGAGUGUUAGACAUGCACAUUAUCUGUGGUGUAGUCUGCAUCUUUGUGUUACCAAAUUAUUAUGAAUGUCAUUAAUCCAAGUAUCUCGGGAUGUGUGAAACAUCAUAUAGACUUCACGGAGUUGUGCAAGAAUAAUCCAUAUUUAAUGGUGGUGCAAUAUUUUGCAGAUUUCAGAGCAAGAAAUUAGUAGUUUAACAUAUUAAAUCCAGGAAAUAUUGCUUUCUGCUCCUUAAAUUAGAAAUUUCAUGUAGGACCUGUAACAAAUUGUGUGUCGUGUAGAGUGCUCCUAUUCAGGAUACUCAGUUGAAUUCUGCUACAUAGUUUUCUAUCCCCCUCCAAUGGACAGUCACCAUUCUGUGGCAUGCUCAGUUUUCAUUGGGUUUUUUGGGAGGAGGGAGUUCCCCACUAGGGUUUUAUCCCUGAGCCUGCAAACACCUCGCUCCUGUAUAUGGAUGGUGUGAUUUUGGCUACAUAAGAGACUAGGAGAAUUGCGAUCACUAUUAGUAUAUAUGAUUAUUAGAUUUAUCAUAAGAUUGACUCUCUGAGCUCUCACAAUCUUUGUAAGAAGAAAGGAGAGACGUAUUAGUGCUUUUUGGACUGUGAAACGGAGUCCUAGAAAACAUUGAGCAAUAAUAAGAGGCAGUCUCCCUUUCUAUGUCAUAACUCACGUGUAAGGUCAGUUUUAAAUUAAAAAGACUGAACAAAAAUAUAGUUGCAUUUAACAAGUUAUGGUCUCUUCAAGUCAUAUGAGGUUACCUAAACAGAAGUACACUUGAAUUCAGGAGAAAAUGAAAUUAUGUACACAUAUUCUAGAUCUUUUGCCUUGUUGCCCAUUUUGAACUUUUUAUAAAAAGUAAGUAUUGCUUUUAUCUUUUGCAUUUUGAGGUGUAAGUAAUGUUGUUCACAUCUUUAGAGGGGCACGUCUUUAGGACCUCAGAGAGUUAUUGAAGGGCUGCCGAAGGCUAAAUCUGUGGGUGGGAUUCACCUAACGAGCUAAUCAGUGAAAGCCCUGGUCAAGGAUUUUUGUUUGUGCAAUUAGGCUUCCCCCUCUCUUGCACAGAUAGAGCCAUUGGAAGAGAGUAACACGGAAUUCCACCCAUUAUCAUUAGAGAUAAUGGAGAGAAAGAGAUAUGACUUUAGAGAUACAGAGCCGUGAGGACAUAAAUAACUUCAUAGCUUCAUUGUCUCCAGUGUGUUAGUUUCAGCAGCACUUUUAAUGCUGAAAUUGCAAUGAAAAGGCUUAACUUAUUUUUCCCUAUUUAUCCUCUUCACAGCAGAUUACUUUAAAUCUCCUGAUCUGACGUUACAUGAGCGCUUCUCAAAAAUAGAAGAUAAGCCAUUGGCAAAUGAAGUUAAAAGACAUUCGAAUCCAGAAAUUCACAGGUAAAAUAAACGUACAUUGGUCCAGUAAAAAUCUUGCUCAGUUGACAGAUCAUUUCUUUGCUACCUGGCAUGCCUCUCACCAUGGUUCAACAUUUGUUUCCAUAUCCUGGCUUGUUUGGAAGCCAUUAACUUGGAAGCUCCAUGUUCAGAUGUAAUGAGAACUGUGCUUAGCCACAGCUUGCUUGCUCAAAGGGAGCAAAGAAGUGGGAGCAAAGGGACUGCAUGCGCAUGCAUGAAGUUCAUUCAUAUCUUCACCUUCUAUGCUAAGAUUUGAUCAUCAGAGUGCAGUUGUGGAAACUUAGCACACAGAGUACAGCAUACAUAGGCCGGAACUAUAUUGGCUUUUUGUUGGUUAAUGACUUUCGUUUAUGCCUCCGGGGUUUCAAUCCUAAUAGACAUAAAUUACAUGACUAGGAAUGUAUACAGAACAUGGUGUUAAAACACAGCAUUAUCUUGAAUAUGAAUGUGACCAAGAAGACAUGUCUUUCCCAUGUGCAUCAAUUCCUGGCCUCUGAUUUUUGGACCCUCUCCCAUUACUCCCAUAGUCCAUGUCAAUAUUUCCCAAUCUGGUGCCUUACCACCAGCUCCACCAGCACAGUAAAACUCCUAGUAGCUCAAUGGUUGUAAAGAUGCAUUAUGCAAGUAUUUUUGUACUGCCACCCAUACUUGCAUUGCUCACUAACCACACCUACCCCCUGCCAAACUUCCUUUGCUAACCUCCCACCCCUUCCUUUUACACGUCACUCAAUUAUCUCACAGCUCCUUCAACCCCCUGGGCCACCCACUUGCCCACUGUGCCGCCCUCCUCACUUGUUUGAUUUGACCGGCUUAGCUCGCUUGCUCUGCCUACUGUUACCAUCCUACAGUUCACACACCACAUAAACUGCAGCAUGACUUUUUUCUUAUACAAUAUUAUAUAGUAAGAUAAUUCAGUUCCUAUUGAAGUUAACUUUCUUGCUUCCAUUUGACCCUCUUACUGAUGCUGAAUGAUAUGCUCAUUACACCAGGAGAAUCGAUAUGUCUUUGGCCGAACUUCAGAAAAAAAGAGCUGUUCCAUGCAAGUCUGAGCAGGUAUGUGUAUUUUAUUUUGGAAUGGAAGGAAAGUGUAUUUUCAGUGACAAUAUUGUAAUUCUAAAAUGUCUUCAUAUUUUAAAGUGGUAUAGGCUAACUUAAAUAAUUUGUACCGGACGGAUAUAUAUAUUUAAUUUACUUACAUUUAUAUCCCAUCCUUUCUUCAAAGAUACCAAGCAAGGGUUUGUGAGUCUGCACACACACACAGAGGUGCUCCCCCACCCACCCAAACAACCCUGUGAAGUAUGUUUUGUUGAGAGAGAGUGCCUGGGUCAGUGUCAAAUGAGCUUAAUGGCUGAAUGAGGAUUUGGACCUGGGUCUUCAAAGCCUUCCCCCAACACUUAAAUCAGUGGGGGCCAGUGUGAUGCCCUGUAGAUGUUAAUGGAAACAACUCCCAUCAUUGCUGCCUGGGUCUGAUGCGUAUUGAGUUCCAGCACCAUUUGCACCCUGCUCUAAACCACUAGUCCGCAUUAGAAUCUUACGUCAACAUAAUCUGUGACACUGAUCUCUAAAAUGUGAAGCUCUUUGUUUUGUUGGUUUAUUUCUUCUAAUACUAAUCUUGUUCAUAAGAAAAAAUGAAGAAAAAUAAAAGUGAAGUGUAUCAUUCUCUAAGCCAUUUAUUGUUUCUUUAGAGCGUGAUGAGAGUUCUAGAAGAUCCAAAUGAUCUAAGAUAUGACAUUGAGAGAAGAAGAAAAGAAAGAUUGCGGAAUGAAGAUGAGAACAACUUUUAUAUUGAUGGUGCAUCACAUAGGUAAUUGUGUUCAAAUAACAGGUUGCACUUUUAUGAACUUUAAAACAUAUUUCAUUUUAGAGUAUUCCCCCCCUUUCCCCUCAUCGUUUUCAAUGUAGCACUCAAAAGACACUUCAGAAAUCCUAUGUUUUUAAUUUUCUAUAAUGUAUUUAAAGGAUAAAUUAAAGUUAGUUUUGCUUUUGGCAAUAAUCUUUAGGUCCUCCUUUCUCUGAUGCAGUAUAUUGUAUAUGUUAGUCCCAAUAAUAAUAGAGAUGAGGAUGAGAAGUCAAAGUAGUUUAGAUGCUAAACUGUCACCAUGCUAUGUUAGGCUGUGUGAGAGUAAUGAUGGACAUAGGGUGUAGAAAAGUCUAUUCAUUUAUUCCUUCCUUUCAUCUCUUGCUUGAGCUCAAGUAGGACUAUACAGAAGGUUUUUGCUUUCUAGCCGCACAGCCCAUUAGAGAUGUCUCUUGCCUUUGGUGGUAUGGUUAAACUUUGAGUCAGAAGUCCAAGGGUGGAGCUCUCAUUAUGUUUGCUUCGAUUUGUCUGGCUGUCAAAGCCAGAUGAUGCCCACUCUGCCUGUAAUCCCAUUCUGCCAAGCAGCAUCUUCUGGAUCUCAUCUCCCUCCAAACUAGUCACAGUUUUCCAUGAGCGUUUUUUCUCCCCAUUCAUGUAUUCUGGAGGACAGCUGUUACUCUUUGGUCAUCUCUACCACAUGGGAAUUACAACAAGAAGACUGAUGAUGUGCAUGAUGCAUAGAGACAGGAGCGAGACACUGACUCUUAUUGUCUGUCUUCAACACCCUUUUCAUCAGUUUACCAAAAAAAUAUGAAUCAUGCUAUUUUGCAGUACCUAAAAGAUAAUGUAGCUAAUUGGCUUUAUGGAGUGAAGUCCUAAUUACAUUGCUAACUGUGUAUAUAUAGGGAUGCUGGUAUUGAAUAUGGUAAUUGCAAGUGUGUAGUCUCUUCUAUGACGAAUAAUUCAAUAUUCUUGGAUGCUUUAGUUUUUAAAAAAAGUUUUGUAACCCAUAGUGAUUUGAGGAGAAUUUUGAAAAUGUAUGGCUGAUUUUUCUGAGAGUUUGUGACGCUUGAGGUCGAAUGAGCAAGUGGACCUGGUAUGCAUGUAACCAUCUUGUCUGUCUUUAGAUUCCCUGUACCCAUUCCCUUGGCCCCAUCCUGUUGCUAUUAUUUCUUGGUUUCUUUCUCUGCAAAGGUUCUGUCUGUGCUCUUCGCCUUUCCCUCAUCCUUAUAAAUUUUCAAAUGGUUAAAACGCUGGAUUUUGGAAGUCUUAUUUAAUUAAGUUGUUUAAUGAAAAAUCUGAUCACUGAAAUUUGGUUUAGAUGGUAUAGGAUUUUAAAAUUUCACAGUCCACAUAGCCUUGACCAACUGCGACAGCAGCGCAAAGCAAUAUAUUGUGUCUUCAGUCACAGUGUUUGCAAAGUGCUGUCUGGCAAAGCUGUUCUGGGUGAUGUAUGACCUGGUGAACUCUGGAUGUCUCUGCUGGAAGAUGAGUCAUUCUUGGCUCUCUAUACUGAAUUUGUCACCUAUUUUGUAGACCAUAUUACUCAAUAUUUAAACAAAGUUAGAUCUUCUAACUGAAUAUGGAGUGUGAAUUCACAGUGUCAGGAAUUUAGCCUGGCUUUAUUCGUUGAGAUAAUUUUAAGUCAUUGUUACAUCCAGUGAGCAUAUAGUGCUCAGGGGUACGUGACUGACUCAGAAUAGUGCUGGCUCACAAAGGCCUUUUGGAAGAAGCAGAAUUCUUUUAUCAACUCCAACCAUUUGCCACUUUGUCUGCAAUGCUUCUCUGCACUUGGAUACUCUCUCCUUUUUAAACCACUAGUUUUUCUGGCUUUCAGCUUGCAUAUGGUACUGAGAAUCUAAUGCUCCUAUUUUAUAAUCUCUGCCUAGCAUAAUUGGAAUAAUUGUAUCCUGUUGACCCUCUUGCAUCUUUCGUUCCUUUAAAACCUCUAGAGAAGAUUACUGUAAUGUAAGUGGCUGCCCACAGAGACGGCUGGGAUGCUUCAGCAAGCAUAAAAGUAGUGGCCCAUUUUCUGACCAGAUGAAUUGUCAAGAUCCCAGUUCCUUCUACCUGUUUUCCAUUGUGCUCUCUUUUGAUCUACUGAGAAUGCCCUGUGGAAAUUGAUAUCCAUGUGGUACAUCCACUCUAUGAAAGGAUUCUCAGUGGCUACCUCACUAUUUAAGUGUCCUUCCUCACAACAUUUCCAAAUAGGAGGAACAUCAGUAAGUGCUUUAAAACCUUACAGAAACUGGCUUUCAGUUGCCAGCAUUAUUUUGGUGGGUACUAUGGUUUACAUUUGAUAUUUUCUAGAAAUAUAUCUUUGUUUGUUCAAUAUCUGGCCAAUUGUGUUUACAGAUUUAAGACAUAUCACGUAAAUAUUUGGUAAUUCCCCAAUUUUAUGCAUUUGAAGCAAAAUACAGCUUCUUAUUCUUGACAGUUUGGGGACUUCAUAUAGAACUCUGUAAAACUGAUGCAUCCAAACUUAAUGGAAAUAAUGCAGAGAAAAAAGGAUUUCAUCCUAGGUAUUUGCAUAAAUACUGUUGUGAUUUUUGACAACUCAUAGUUUGCAAUCAUGCAGAAACUUUUAAUUUCGGCAUAAAGAAUGUGGCACAGGCAAGGAUGCUUUGUGUAUAUGAUAUUUGUUGUGGAAACCUAUCGCUUUCCAUGAGACUCUUCCCUCUUGACUGCUUGUUUGUGUCUGAAAAAGUGUCUGUUUAUGAGAAAUGUCUUCAGCUCUCAAAAAUGUAAGCUACCCAUAAUAACAGGAAUACACAUUAAUUUUUUUAAUGGAUAUUGGCUGUUAUUGAUUCAUCCAACAGAGAACCUGCAUUGUUUUUAUAUUUCUUCCCAGUCAGGUUAUGAAGGCUUCAUAGCAACAUACUCGAGAGUUACCUUGGGUUUAUUUUAGUGACCUUUACAUUCAGUACUCUGCAUUUUUGUUUGCAUGGAAAUUUUAUUUCAUUUUAUUUUAUCCUGUUUAGUCAUAAAAACCUAAGUGGUUUAUGUAAAACUGCAUUAAUAUUACUGAUAAAAUCAGAUAUUUAAAACAAGCUAGCUUCAUUUUCUUCAAAACCAACCAUUUUAAAAAUACACAUUUAAAAAUUACAUAUUAAAAUACAUGCCAAAUUUGCAGGUCUAGGUAGGCUUGCUUAAACAUAAACUUUAGCAGGGAUUGAAAACAGUGCACUGAAUGUGCCUGCUUGAUAUCAAUGGGUAGGGAGGAUUAGCCUGGCUGGCUGGUGAGCUUAUUAUCAUGGAUUUUUAAAAAAUAAAUUGGUUAUUUGAUCCUAAUUUUAAAAUGCUAUGCUGUUUGACAUGGCAUCAUUUUAGUUUUCACAGCUUUUAAUAUUGUGUCUGUUUAGGGAUGAACAGAGUAGUAGCUUUCCAAAAUUACGAAACACUCAAAUGUAUGGAUUCCAAAAACCUGGGAGAUUUCUAAGACCACCUUUCAGGAAGUUUAUUAGGAAACCUCACAUGGUAAGUUGAAAGUAUUAUUACUUGAACACAGUGUCUGACUAUUAAAUUAUUUCUUUAUCAGGUAGUCAGGGAUGCGUUUUUGUAGCCCAUUAAAAGCUGCAAACACUAACAAGUCUUAUCUUGUCCCCUGUAUAUAAUUUUUUUGAGGAAACCCCCAGUUUAAGUUAUUUUCAGGCUGUACAAUAUAUAUAAAAACAAUAUAAUGAAUGACUGAGUCACUACAAGCUGGUACUUUUUAUUUGUAUCGGGAUACCUUUUACAAUUUUUUUGUUUUCAGGUUGUACAGUUCAAUAGUAAACAAAUUGUGGCUUGACAACCAAUGGAAGUUUCUACUCUCCAGCAGAAAUAUACUAAAAGUUCCUCUGAAAAUGGGCUAAGAACUUUUCUCUUUCCACAGCCCUAACCUACUCACUUUCACAUUUAUAUAUAAACCCAGCAUAUUAGACAGAGCGGCAAGACUUGUAUCUCCCCACAUCUCAUUUUCUGCAUGAUUUUUCUUCAAACUUAAACUUUGCCACCAACUCCCUUGCAAAUGUACUGUACACAAUUGAGAACACAAUCUCUCACCCACACACUUCCUCAACAAACAAACAAAAAAAUCAGUCCUGGUUUCUCCUAAUCCUGCCUUAGCAGUUCUUGAAAAAAUAAUUUUCUGCUCAACUCUCCAACUUGCUUGCUUAUUUAUUUAGGUAUUUUUGGGCCAUCUGCAAAUAUCUGCAGAGGAGAUUUCUAAAAUACAUUGUACAACAUCUAUCUCAGGAGGGCUCUAUUCUUGGCACCCUUCCCUACAUAGGGCAUAAGUUGUCCCUCAGCAGUAAUCUGUUUUCAAGACCAGGACAGAAGACCAAUAAACCCCCGUUUUGUUGACAGAAAUCUUCUCCCAGGUUUCCCCCCCUUCUUUCCUUGCAGCAGCAGCUCUUGGCUUUUGUUUGCUUGUUUGCCCAAAGCCAUUAUAGAGUGGCUGAGGUGAGCUAGGGAUGAGCCACAGCUGCUUUUUUUCCUCCAUGAUAAUCAUUAGAGGGUGUGGAAGAGAAGAAGCCAAAAAUGGAGGCAGCUCUUACUCUGUAGCUGAGGGAUUUGUAGAGAGCCAGCAUGGGGAAAGGAGAUGGAACCUGCUGAGGCUACGAUGAGCAGCAGAAAAGCUUGUACAGAAAAGGAAUUUAAGAAAUGGUCUAGCUGACUCCCUUUUAGUUAGCCAGUUAGGAGACUGGCAGAAAUAGUGACUCAGAAGCAGCAGUUGGUCUGGCAGUUGAGUUUGCUGACUUAGUUGAGGAAAUGCCAGCAGAUGUUUUAAAAGAGCAAAAUUCUUGCUGGAGGUUGGUCAUCAGAUUUAAAUCAUGGUUGGUAUGAGGACAAUGGCAACAAUAUUCAGUGAUGGCUGAGACACCCCCUGUCUAGUACUUAAGUACUAAUUUCCAUGCUUUGUAAAGCAGCAAAUAUUAUUGCCCUUCUCCACUGCAACAGGACUCUUCUCCUCUAGCCCUGCUUUCUUUCUUUCUUUCUUUCUUUCUUUCUUUCUUUCUUUGCCACCCUAUAUCCAGAGGUCUCAGGGCAGUUCACAGGAUAAAAUCAUAACAUAGAAACACGAAAUACACAAUCUAUAUAAAAACAAAAACAACCCAAUAACCCUCACAUUCAUUGCAGAUGAAUUAUUAUUUUUCCUUUGAAUCAGGUUCAGGGUUAUACUGUAAAUGCCCAAAUGUUGUUGGUUCACUAAUUGAUUAUCUAGGUAGGCAAAAAAUGUUUGUAAACUCACUUGCAAUGGACACCUAAACAAAGAAACAUCUGAUUCUGGAGUAUACCCUCUCCUGUGUUUCUGUGCAACUGUUGAAGAAAAAAGUUGUAAAUAUGCUAGAACAAGUCACAUGGGCAGAUAGAUAAAUGAAGGAAGAUAAUCGUAUUGGCAGAUGGAAGAGUUGUGAAAUAGAAAAAGGGAGAGGCCAUGUUGUCCCAUAGCACAUUGCACAAUUACACCUACACACAGUUGUAUGUCACUGUUUUAAGGGGUGUCAGUAUUGCAAAAUAGUUGCACGGGCUAAAAAAAAGAAAAACUUGCAUCUCUGGUCAUAACCACACAAAAGAAAAUAUUUCAAAAGAUAUAUUUUUAUGGCUGCCACUAGCUUAUGUUUCCUGAGCAAAUAUAUCCUAGACUUCUUCGCACAUCAUGAUAAGUCAGUAUUCAUGACAUAACUGUGAACAAGCAGAUCUGCUGCUGCACACUUCUGAAUUUUCCCCAUUUUGUUCCACCCUGCUCAAUAGCAUAUUAUCACAAACCUUGGCUCUUCUGUUGUUUCUCGUAUCCCAUAUCAGAGUCUAUAUAAUGGACAGAAAUACUGAAAUGUUAAUUGUAGUUAACAUUAGCUACUAUGCAGUGUGAAUAGCCAAAGGAUAUCAGUUGGAUAAUCCUUGGUCAAUGAAAAUAAUUUCUUUACCAAUCCAGUAGUGGACUUAAAUGUAUGCCAAGAAAGGCAUGGAAAUUAUGAAGCAUAGCAGCAUUUAAAAGUUUGCUUUUCCUGUGAAACAGUUUUAAGUAGUACAUUCUGCACAGACGUCAUUGGGGUCAGCAGUACUCAACCAUGUAAAGUUCAAAAACCUACAUAAAUCCACAGCUUUUGUGACAUUUAAAGUAUUUUGCCAAUGAUUUAUGUAUAACAUAACAGUUACACAAAUACAACAGUACAAUAAUAGUGAGUGGGGAAUCGCCAGUAACAAUAACAGCAAAUCUCACAACGUAUUGUGCUGCUUUAGGAACACAUUUCAAUCACUACAUGUUUGGUGGAGUUAGGGUGUUGGUUGCUUGAAAAAAUUUGCAGAUGCAUCAGGGGUCUCAGUGACCACAAAAGCCAGAUGUGCAAGUUUUGUGCAGAAUGAUAGCUAUGAUUGGGGGAAAGAAAAUGUUUUGGUUUUUUUUAUUGAUGGCUUCCUUCGAAAAUAUCUGAGUCCAUUACUAGAUUGGUACAAUCCAUCUUCUGAGUCACAAGGAAGUGGGGUAAAUGGUUUUUAAAAUUCAGAUUAAAAUACAGAUUUUGUGAACCUGUGGGACAUUAUUGAUCCCUGCUGGCUUUUGUGGUGGUGUCAUGGUAAGUGGGUAAUUGACCUAUAAUAAUAAAUAUAAAUAUAUUAUUUCUACCCCACCCAUCUGGCUGGGUUUCCCCAGCUACUCUGGGCAGCUCCCAACAGAAUUAAAAGCACAAUAAAACAAUAAACAUUAAAAACUUACCUAAACAGGGCUGCCUUCGGAUGUCUUCUAAAAGUCAGAUAUUUGUUUAUUUCCUUGACAUCUGAUGGGAGGGUGUUCCACAGGGUGGGUGCCACUACCUACUCUGAAAAUGGACAGAUACUGUGUGUUUACCCUCUACAAUGCUUUUUCACACAAAAUAGACAGGUUUUGAACUAAAUAUGUGUAGACAUGACUAGCAGCUAAUACAUUUAAACAGCAUUUGGUGGGUCACUUUUAAUCCUAGGACCUUUAUUUGGCUGGUUUCUUUGGUUUUCUCAUUCAUCCUUGUUCAGUAAUUGGGGGGGGGGAGUCAAUUAGCAAUAACCGCGCCUCGGAUUAACCUCAUUGACUACGAUACUGCCACUGCGCAAAGCUACAUUCAUCCUUAAAGAGGUUGAACUGACCCCUCCCCCCCAAAAAAAUGCUGUAAGAGCAAAAGCUCACUAAAUUAAAACACCACAUGGCAGUUCGCACCUCAUUGUUUAGGUAUACCAGGAACAUUGAGAGUUGCGGAAGACUGAAACAAAUGUUUUAUGAAUCUUUGGGGGGGUGCAUUUGACCCCAGCUGUUGAUAGAAGGUUAAACUGUUAGGAAUGAUUAUUCUUCAUAGUUAUUUCACGUUUUGGUAGAGUCAUGGAGAAGAUAAUGUAGCUGGAGCUUGAGUAUCAAAAAAGGAAAGCUAUUUGCAGCUAGGAGUGGGGGUAAGGUGGGUUUGAAGAAGACCUUUCAAAAGUAAUCAGGGAAAAUAAGGAUAAUUCUAGAUGCUACAUUCACCAUGGAGAUUAUUUGUUCAGAAUAUCUGCUCAAAGGUGCAUUCAUAGCACUAUUUAAUAAACAUUGGCCACUCACUUGGUCCUCUUUUACAAAUGCUGCAAGGAUUAUGUGUCAUCUAAGACACAUAGAACAAAAACUGCCAUGACAAACCCCUCCAAAGAGUAUCAGUAAGUCAUUUAGGCUGCUUCAGAAACAAAAAAUUGUAUUAUUGUCACUUAACGUAAAUCAUUAAAUCCGCAGAGAGGGUGUGUGUGUGUGUGUGUGUGUGUGCGCGCGCGCGCGCGCGCAACUUUACAAUACCUGUUUCAGUUAUAAUUGUCAAAUUGUAAGAGUUUAAGUGUGUAGAUGUUUACUGUAAUUUUCUUUUAAUGCAGAAUCAUUAUUAUACUUCAAAAUCACAUGGUGAUAUUGCACGUGAUCGGUUUGAAGACAAUACUGAACAUCAUGAAACAUUUCGAAGACCCUUCAAGGUAUGAAUUCUAUUUUUUGCUGAAUUCUAAUGGAGUAGCAGAAUUCAUUUCUCUCUCUCUCCCACACCCCCUUUCCAGGUUGCAGUAUCUGUUUAACUACAUUUGAAAGAUUGCCCUGCAGUAGAAAGAGCAUCAUUGUCUUAUGAAAAGCCAUUGUUUAUGCCAGUUGCAGAAACAAUUGCAUUAUAAACAAAGAUGCCAUGUAUCUCUUCCUACCUGUUGAAAGCGUCAAGCUGUACAUGGAUGAAUUAGUUUCUACUAAUAGUAGGAAAGAAAGUAAUUAAUUUAAUCUAGAACAACUUGUUUCUCUUUUAUUGCAUUUGGGCACUGUUAAUUAAGAUAGUUAUGGUUUCAUUUGCAAAAUGUUGCUUUUAUACUAUUUGACAUCCUCUUCAUUUGUUAUACAAGAUGCAUAAAAUUGUUGAUUAGUUCUGAGGUGUUGUGCUGCACAUUAUCUCUUGGCUACAUUGCCUGUUUUCAAAACUUGCUGUGAAAAUAGAUUGUUUUUGUAAGGCUAAGCUUAUUCUCCACCCCCACACCUCUACCCCCACCCCCGAAAAAGUGAAGAAAAAUAUGGAUUUGAAAGUAUGAGAUAGAUGAGAGAAGAAAUUGGCACAGUCGAUCCCCUUUUGUUUCAUUUAAUCAUCAGAAGCAGCUUUGAUAAAGGAGCAGUGUAUUCUCGGUUUUUUGCCUGGAUCCAAAAGAAAAUAUCCAGAUUUAUUGACAUUUGAUAAAUGGGCAUAUCCAGUAUAUGGAUGUAUCACUGGGCAUCUGUUCUACUGUUUGUAUUGAAUUAUAAGAGACUUAGAGAUGCAUUUUAUAGAUAAUUAAUUGCAUUUAAAAUUCCUAAACAUGGCAUGUUUUAAAGUUGUUUCCACUGUAACAUGUGAAGAUGGUUUGUGGUGCUGCAUUGAGUCUUGAAGGGGAAAAGAUCAGUAUCUUAAAAAAAUACAUUAUACAGUAAUAUGUACACGUUAAAAUUAUUGACUAUCAGAUUAAAGGGUCAGAAUUAUGAAAAUUGUUAUAAUGGCCAUUCCUUUUCUUCUCUAACAGCCCCACUUUAGUGAUGGUCGGCCCCACUUUAAAUCAAACUUAGUACAGAAGGGUUUAUACAUACAGGCUAAAUACCAACGAUUACGUUAUGCUGGAACAAGGGGAUUUACCACUAACAAAUUUAGAGGAGGAUUUUUGAGGAAAGAUAAGGUGAGUGGAUUUUUACUUCGAUCCCGGAAUAUGCUGCUUUUUUCUUUAAACGUUUUGUAUGCAAGUGUUCACACUGUACCUCCUUCUGAUUACUGAAUGCAUUCAUUUUGUGACAGUUGUAGUCUGUCCUUUCUCUAAGAAGGUCAGAGUGGCAUUUUAGUUUCCCUGCACUGUGAGGCAAGAUAACCUGAAAGAUGACGAUCACAGGCUCCCCAGUUUGCUUCAUGGCAGCUAGCUGCUCACUGCUUAAAGUAGUUUGCAGGAAUAGAAAGACCUUGUCCUGACCCAGGAAGGCAAUUAUAUUUUUGUUGCAGAAUGAGUAUUUAAACCUGAGUAUCCCAUGCCCAAUCUGCCACUGGAUAUAAUGUUAAGGGUCUCUUCUUCACUCCAGGAGCAGAGGAAGUCAGCUUCUAAUGCACUCCCUGCCACAUUACUUUCUCCAAUAGGGUCAGGAGGGUCAGCUACCAUUAACACAGUUGCACAGCACAACAGCGAAAGGUAUCUAUCAUUUCCUCCUUGUCAGGCUCGAAGCUUCAUGCUUUAACUAAUGAGAACAGUGCAGGCGUCUGUCCUCUGGGAAUCUGUCCCUGGAAAAGGAAGCAAAAUAGGCAGCCCACACUGCCCAACUGAUGAAUUCAGUGGGACUGGUGGAGCACACAUCCUUUUUCUGUUUCCUCCCAUGUUUAACAGGGGGGGAGGAGGGGAACGGGAUGACGAAUCUGCAUUCAGCUCUUCAUUUGCCCAUGUGCAUAAACACAGUGCAACUAGGGUGACUUGUAUUCUCUCUCCUCCCUGAGGCAGAUAGCUUCCUAGCCAGAAAAAGGUCUGAUUUCUCUUUGUCUCUUAGCUAUGCUUAGAGAGACAGAGGUAAUGUAUGUCCACUUAACCAGAGCACACUGUUCCUCAUGGAACAGAACUCAAUUCCAGAUGAAAGAGGCUGUUUCCCUGUUUCCAUCCCCACCUCCUUUUUGUUCCCGGAAGUAGAAAGCAUUCUGUCUUGCAUGCUCCAGAGCAGAGCAGCUCCUUUUUUGAAGCAGCUUGCGUAGCCAUUUUCUCCCUCCCUUGCCCAGGAGCAAAGAGAAAGAAAAUCAAUUGAGUAUGAGUUUUCUUUACGGGGGGGGGGGACACCAGAGCCUUUUAACACAGAGAGAUUGCAUCAAGGGCCAUAGCUUGAUGCUAGAGCAUCUGGCUUACAUACAGAAGGUCCCAGGUUCCGUUUCGAAGUAUAGGCUGGUAAUGUUGCCUGCCUGAAACCCUGGAGAGCAGCUGCCAGCCAGUGCAGACAGUACUGAGAGGGACCAGUGGUCUGACUGUUAAAAGAAGUUCCUGUGAUAAGUGUUGUUUUCUGACAAAUGCUUAGAUCAGUUGGCAUAUGGUAUGUUCCUCUCAUGACGUGUGGUGGAGUGGCAGAGUUCUCUCAGUCCCAUGGAACUUGGAACUUCAGAAGCAGCAUUCUCUUGAAACACUGGAUAAAUUAAAAUGUGGAUGAACUCUCUGUUACAAAAACUUACUUCGGGAUAAUAACAUAUAUUUUUCCUUAAACAGGGCCUGGAAAUCUGAGCUGCAGUACUGAAGGCAGUAUCUCUGAUUAUGAUGAUCGUUGCAAGGGAGCAUCCGAUUGCAUUUGUCAAGAACUCAAAUGGGAAAAGCAAAACUAAUACUUUAAUUUUUCUUGAUAAAGAUAAUUUUAUUUUUCAUUAGUGGGAUGUUGCAGAACUUUUUUACAGUUUUAAUAAUGGCUUUUCGAAUACAGUAUUCAACUGAACAUUGUAGGGUUGCUCCUUUUACUUCCUCUUGCCGGCAAGUCAGAGAAAAAAAACCCCUGAAGGGAGUCUUUAUUUAUUGAAUAUUUCCCCCUCACUCUAAGCAUGGUUUUAUUACUAGACAUUGAGUUGUAAUACACAGAAGUUUAUAUGUUUAAAGUUUAUUUGCUUAUAUAAUAAAAAUGAAAAAGUGCCUAUUGCCAUGAGUAUCUUAUGAUUUCUCUAAGCAAUUACUUUUGAAUUGCUAUAGCUCUGCUCACCUGGAAGUUUUCUUAUUACUGAAUACAGGAAUAGCCAAUGUGGUGCCCUCCAAAGGUGGUGGGACUCAUCUCCCAUGAGCCCUGGCCAGCAUGUCCAGCAGUAAGGGAUGUUAAGAGUUGGAGUCCAACAAUAUCAGUAGGAUACUAUGUUUAAUAAAUUUGGUUACAUUCUGUAACACAAAAAUGAAAUUUGCCGGAAAACCUCUAGCCAGCUGAGAGCUGUUAAAAAACCAGUAGAAAAUGUGGAUCACAGAGUGCGUGUGGAUGGCACCCAAUAUUUUGCAAAUGGUCUUUUGCUUGUGCAACAGUCCUUUUUUUUUUUUUUUUUUGCACCCUUCCUCCAAAUCUAUUCUGCAGCAUUCCCAACCUUAGAUCAGAUAUGUGGAAGGUAGAGGGGCUUUAGUGGGAAGAUGGAAUCGAUUGCACCAGUGGUGUCCAUUCUGCAGGCAGAUGAAUAAUUGUGUUUCAAACCUUGUUGCGAUGGAGUGAGUUUGUAACUUGGAUCACGGAAGCUGCAUGAUACAUGCAGCUUUAUCUCUGGGUCCACUUUUGUAAUAGCGAAUGGUGUCUCCAGGUUCCCAAAGUGCUACACUGAGUACAACUGUCUAAUAAUGCUUUCAUAGAAUUAUGAACUGUGGCAUGUUUUACAACAGCACUGAAAGUCGUAGGCAUCCCCAUAAGCUCCAACUCUUCAUUCACAGCCUCUUGCUUAAACUCAAACCAAGGCCAUUUGAAAAAACAAGAUGUUGGGAAUAAGAAGAGCUGCAUGUGGUUACUACAUUGCAAUGCAUGACUAGUGUAUUGUGGGGCAAUGGAUACAAAUCAGAAUAUGAGUAAACAACUGAAACUUGUUGCAUCUGAAAUAAAAGUAAAAGACAGGAAAUCACUGUGAGAACAAACAUAAUUUCACAGAACAGAAGGUAACAUUACUGGGUAAUGAGACUUUAAUUUCAUUAUAGUGAGUAGAAAAGAUAGGCCCUAGAAGCCAAAAAAAGGCACACCUGUUUUCUUUUUUUAAUCAGACAGAUGCAGAUGGUGAUAUAAGUUUUUAGGAUAUGACAGUUAAAAUUCUGGAGUGUAUAUCACAGAAGUGCUACUGUUCUAUAUUUCAUAGGCUCACGUAUAUUCAGGAGCAAAUAAAGCACCUGUCUGUUUUCUGUAGCAGAUAAUCUUUUAUUUCAGCUGAUUUGUCUGGUAACACUUGUUAAUGAAGUAGGAGGCCUCUGAGCUGCUUAAUUAUUAUUUUUAAAAGUUUUUUAGGAGUUGGGGAAAUAAUAAAAUACAAAUAUUUCCCACCGCCUCUUUAAUUUUUGCAGAUGUAUAAAGUACCCAGUGUAAAAAGUGGUAAAAAGGAUCUGUACAAAUGAUUGUUUUUCUGCAGUUGUUGGACAAGCUGUACCUGCCGAAGUGCUCUCUACUAUAUAACGACUGUUAACCCUGGAAGAACAAAAUUCUGCCUUUACACUUCCUGUUCUACCAGAUCUGUAUGCCAGAGUGUCUUGUCACAGUAACAAAAGGAGGUUGCAGUUAGCCAGAUCUAAACCUUGUAAGUUUCUUCCCUAAUUAUAAUACAUUAUAGGUUUCUUUCUGUCAUAACAGAACUGAGUCUAUUCAUAACAACUGUCACCGAUGCAUUUUUAUCACACUUGGCCUACUUUUGUUGAGUUUCCCUAUAACACAAUCUUUUUAAAAUCUUUCCAUUUUAAAAUAAGUGAGCUGUGCUUUUGUCCUCCACAAAAUACAAUUCUGAAUUCUUAUAUGUAAAGUUCUGAUAAUUAAUUGAAGCAAGUAUCCUACCAACAGAUGGGAAAGAGAGAGCUUAUUAGGCCUUUAAUUUAGAUGGUGAUGAUUAAUCCCUAGCUAGCGGUACUAUAAACAUUUCUUUACUUCAGCAUCUCUUAAGGUGUAUUUUGAUGUCACAAGAAUGUAAGUGUGAUAGUGCUGAAGUUCAUUGCUGAUAUGUUAUUUAUGCAGUCCCAGGCUGUAAAUGAUCCAUGCUGUGAUUUUAACUAAAAAUUCUUUGAAGGUUUUUUGGAUUUCUAGGAAUGGCUGUGGCAGCUGUAACUGUAUAAAUGCAAAUUAUUUUAUUCCCCAAGCCUUUAACAAUUUGGCAUUUAUUUAGUUAGUUAAUAGUUAAAUGGGAUCAAGCUUUAAGGCCUUUUUUAAUUUACAAAAUCUGCAAAAAUGUGAUAAUAUAAAUGUAUGUACAGUAUACCAAUGAGAGGGGAACUGUCCCCAGAAGCAUGUGAUAUGCCAUUGCUGAAAAUAAGCAACUGGGCUAAAGGGACAUUUAGUCUGAUCCAACAGAUCCAUUCUUAUGUUAGGUUCUGGUUCUUGGCAUGAUAUCAGAAGAUGAGAUGGUGAAGGCAUAUGGACCUUCUAUCUGUCAUUUAUAACUAGGAGGCCUCGGCCCCUCUGCUCACCGCCAUCUCACCCCACCCCCACCCCAUAGUAACACCAAAGACCUCCUUUCCAACCCAUGGAACUAUUACACCCCCUUUUCAGUUC